Molecule: messenger RNA, 3096 nt
Organism: Manihot esculenta (cassava)
Lineage: Eukaryota; Viridiplantae; Streptophyta; Magnoliopsida; Malpighiales; Euphorbiaceae
Product: (E,E)-geranyllinalool synthase
Exons: 10
Coding region: 48-2603 (851 amino acids)
Biological process (GO): diterpenoid biosynthetic process
Molecular function (GO): magnesium ion binding; terpene synthase activity
Source: RefSeq, a predicted model, not a curated record
CAACAAUAAUUCCUUAAUAUAAUAUUUCUCCUUGGAUAUUAUAUACUAUGGAAUCUUUGCAAGCUUCCAUUAAUGCUUCAGUUCAAAAGGUUAAGGAAGAGGUGUUCUUAGCCAUGGAUGAUGAUCCUUAUUCUCUCAUCGCCAGCUCUGCUUAUAACACUGCAUGGUUAGCCAUGGUUCCUGCCGAUAAUGGCGACCCUUUGCAGCCCAUGUUUAAGAAUUGCUUGGAUUGGGUGCUCAACAACCAGAAAGAAGAUGGAUUUUGGGGUGAGUGUGACUCCCAUGGCAUGCCCACUGUUGAGUGCCUUCCGGCGACCAUCGCUUGCAUGGUUGCAUUACAAAGAUGGAAUGCUGGACAACUAUUGAUUGAUAGAGGUAUUGCAUUUAUUGAGGCUAAUGCAGAGAAGCUUAUUACAAGAGAAAUACACGAGUGGUGUCCACGGUGGUUGGCCAUAAUUUUGCCUGCAAUGCUUGAGCUUGCACAUGCAAAUGGUCUAGAGAUUAGCUUCCCAGACAACUUACAGGGAGCAGUGAUGGAUAUAUUAUAUAGAAGGCAGGAAAUUCUUGAUAGGGAGAAGCUGGUUGACAAGUGCUCUUACCCUCCAUUGUUAACUUAUCUUGAAGCCUUGCCUCUCCACAAUAUUGACCAAGAACAUGUGGCUAAGCACUUGAGUAAUAAUGGUUCGCUAUUCGAUUCUCCUUCAGCUACUGCAUGUGCUUUCAUGGCUACCGGAAACAAAGAUUGUUUACGUUACCUUCAAACUCUCGUUGAAAAAUGUCCUCAUGGAGGAGUUCCACCAACAUAUCCCAUGGAUGAAGAGCUAAUAAAGCUUUGCAUGGUCAACCAAUUACAAAGGCUGGGUUUGGCUGAACAUUUCAAGCAAGAGAUUGAAGAAGUAUUGGAACAUGUUUACAGGAAUUACAUGAACCGAGAAUCAAAUGCAAAAUCAAACAAUUUAGUUGUUCUCGCAUCAAAGCUGUACAGAGAUUCUUUGGCAUUUUGGCUUCUUCGGAUGCAUGGAUAUAACGUAUCACCAUGGAUGUUUUGUUGGUUUUUACUUGAUGAGGAAAUUCAAGCUCAUAUCCAAAACAAUCAGGAAUUCUUUUCAAGUGUAAUGCUUAAUGUUCACAGGGCCACCGAUCUUAUGUUUCCCGGGGAAUAUGAACUUGAGGAGGCUAAAUCUUUUUCAAGAAAUUUACUAGAGAAAUGCAUAACCAAAGACCAAAAAGAUUUUCCAUUCCCUAAUUUUCAAACAAUGAUCAAGCAAGAGUUGAGAUUUCCAUGGCUAGCUCGAUUAGAACACCUAGACCACAGGAUGUGGAUUGAAGAAAAGAAUAUUAAUGCUCUAUGGAUGGAAAAAGCCUCCUUCAUAAGGUUUUCAAGUCUUUACAAUGACAAGUUAAUACAACUUGCCAUAAAAAACUACGAGCUUCGACAGUCGAUUUAUAAACAAGAAUUGGAAGAGCUGAAAAGGUGGUCCAAAAGCUGGGGUCUAACUGACAUGGGCUUUGCUCGAGAGAAAACAACAUAUUGUUACUUUGGUGUGGCUGCUAGUACUUCAUUGCCUCUAGAUUCUGAUCUGCGAAUGAUAAUUGCAAAGAGUGGAAUAAUUAUCACAGUUGCUGAUGAUUUUUAUGAUGCAGAAGGUUCCAUAGAUGAGUUGGAAAAACUCACAGAUGCAGUUAGAAGAUGGGAUGCUAAAGGCUUGAAAGGCCAUAGUAAGAUUAUCUUUGAUGUCCUUGAUGAUCUUGUGAGAGAAAUGGCUGCAAAAUACCUCCAACAAGUAGGAAAUGAUGAUAUAACAGCCAGCCUUCAAUAUAUAUGGUAUGAAACAUUCGAUGCAUGGUUUAUGGAAGCUAAAUGGAGCAGAAGUGGAUUCAUACCAUCAGCAGACGAUUACCUUGAAACUGGCAUGACAUCUAUUGCUACGCACAUCGUGGUUCUUUCAGCUUCCUAUUUCUUGAACACAAGUUUACCAACUCACAAACUGAAGCCACCCCAAUAUGAAGCCAUUACCAAACUGCUUAUGAUUAUCCCUCGUUUGUUGAAUGAUUUACAGAGUUAUGAGAAGGAACAAAAAGAAGGCAAAAUAAACUUUGUUUUGCUAAAUUUGGAAAAGAAUCCGGGAUUAGAACUUGAAGAUUCAAUAGCAAUUACCAAAAAGAUGCUUGAGGAAAAGAGAAGAGAGUUCAUACAAGAAGCUCUAAUGGAUGGCUUUAAUGAAUUACCAAAACAGAUCAGACAACUCCACUUGUCAUGUCUGAAAGUAUUUGAAAUGUUUUUCUAUUCUACGAAUAGAUAUGAUUCCAACACAGAAAUGAUUCAAGACAUUCAAAAGGCAAUAUAUCUCCCUCUGGUAGUAACAGAACCGAAACCCUUAAAUCUGCCCGAGACACCAAUUAUUAGGCCCUUGUUGCCUCCAGCACCUCUGCUUUCUCGACCAACAAGAAAGAGAUAUCAAACACUUGUCAACUAUCACUUUGAUCAACGGUUCAAGCAUUAUAGAAGUAGCAUUUCUCGACAACAUAUUGAUUGGCCUCUUCCGAAAUAUCAAUCCAUGAAUAGGCCUAUGCCAUUGAACUUCAAAUUUUGUUUCAUAUGAGUUCAAAAGAGUUUGCUAAAGAAAAUAAGUUAGAUCAAGUGUUCUCUUUCAGACAUAUGAUUAUCUUCUUGUAAUAGGUAUUGCCUGCAAGUUGGUGAGAAUUCAGGAUUUCAGGCAACCAUGGUUUAGUAUGUUUGCUCAGCCAUGCCUGUGAGAUCACUAUAUAUAGCUUGCUUUUUAUUUAAUAAAUUUUAAUGAAUAACAGAUUAUACUAAAUUGAACGAGGUUCCAUAUAUUUAGUUCUGGUUAGUUCCAUGCCCUCUUUUCCUUUGAACUUCCUUUAUCUUUCUCUUUUCGCUGCUUCAACUUCAAGCAAUUCCAUGAACCUGUAAUUAGCCAUAAAAAAGAAGGCUAUAUUCCACAUAAAAGCUAUCUGCUCCUACCUCAUCCUAUUGGGUAUUAGAAAGGACUAAAGUUUGUAGCUUUAUAAAAGAGAUGUUCGGACUUUGAAAUUGUGUUUAGUUCUAAAUUUUAGAUAAAUCAAAACACUUUA